This is a messenger RNA of Choloepus didactylus (southern two-toed sloth), 816 nucleotides long. RefSeq names its product homeobox D12 (gene HOXD12). Lineage: Eukaryota; Metazoa; Chordata; Mammalia; Pilosa; Megalonychidae. The record is from RefSeq and is a predicted model, not a curated record. The transcript has 2 exons. The coding region runs from base 1 to 816 and encodes 271 amino acids. Gene Ontology annotation, biological process: regulation of DNA-templated transcription. Gene Ontology annotation, molecular function: DNA-binding transcription factor activity, RNA polymerase II-specific; sequence-specific double-stranded DNA binding.
AUGUGUGAGCGCAGUCUCUACAGAGCGGGCUAUGUGGGCUCGCUUCUGAAUCUGCAGUCGCCCGACUCUUUCUACCUCUCCAACCUGCGGCCGAAUGGAGGCCAGUUGGCUGCCCUUCCCCCCAUUUCGUACCCGCGCGGCGCGUUACCCUGGGCCGCCGCGCCCGCCUCGUGCGCGCCCGCGCAUCCCGCGGGUGCCACCGCCUUCAGCGGCUUCUCGCAGCCUUAUCUGGCGGGUUCUGGGCCUCUUGGCCUGCAACCCCCGGGCGCCAAGGAUGGGCCCGAAGAGCAGGUCAAGUUCUACACGCCCGAUGCAGCUGCUGGGCCGGAGGAGCGCGGCCGUAUGCGGCCAUCCUACGCCUCCGAGUCUAGCCUGGCCCCCUCCGCCGCUGCCCUCAAAGCCGCCAAGUACGACUACAUGGGUGUGGGCCGUGCGGCGCAGGGCUCCGCGGCCCUGCUUGAGGGGGGCCCUUGCACAGCAGCCGGCUUCAAGGACGACGCCAAGACCCCGCUCAACUUGAACAUGACAGUGCAGGCGGCCGGCGUCGCUUCUUGCCUGAGACCUUCGCUGCCCGACGGCCUGUCGUGGGGGGCGGCCCCGGGGAGGGCCCGCAAGAAGCGGAAACCCUACACGAAGCAGCAGAUUGCCGAGCUGGAGAACGAAUUCCUCCUGAACGAAUUUAUCAACCGGCAGAAGCGCAAGGAGUUGUCCAACAGGCUGAACCUCAGCGACCAGCAGGUCAAAAUCUGGUUCCAGAAUCGGCGCAUGAAAAAGAAGCGCGUGGUACUGCGUGAGCAAGCUCUGGCUCUCUACUAG